Tachysurus vachellii is the source of this 897-nucleotide messenger RNA. RefSeq names its product reactive intermediate imine deaminase A homolog (gene rida). Lineage: Eukaryota; Metazoa; Chordata; Actinopteri; Siluriformes; Bagridae. The coding region runs from base 95 to 508 and encodes 137 amino acids. Gene Ontology annotation, molecular function: deaminase activity. Gene Ontology annotation, cellular component: cytosol. The record is from RefSeq and is a predicted model, not a curated record. The transcript has 6 exons.
GUGCAACCUGCCAGUGGACAUUAACUCCAAGCUACAGCGUGGUCCCUUGUGUCAAACUCCACUGAAAGUUUUCACAGGAGAAACGUCAAACAAAAUGUCUGCAAUAAUUCGGAGGAUUAUUAUCAACACUGCUGCUGCUCCGGCUGCUAUCGGCCCUUACAGCCAGGCCGUGGUGGUGGAUCGCACCAUGUACAUUUCAGGGCAGCUUGGAAUGGACUCAGUAACAGGUCAGUUAGUAUCAGGAGGUGUCCAGGCCCAGGCUAAACAGGCCCUUAUUAACAUGGGAGAGAUUCUGAAAGCAGCCGGAUGUGGAUAUGAAAAUGUUGUUAAGACCACUGUGCUCUUGGCAGACAUGAAUGACUUCAACAAUGUCAAUGAUGUUUAUAAGCAGUUCUUCAGCAGCAACUUCCCAGCUAGAGCUGCUUAUCAAGUUGCUGCUCUGCCUCGAGGUGGCCUUGUUGAGAUCGAGGCAGUCGCUGUGUUGGGACCCAUAACAGAUGCAUCCUGACUAACUGCUACAAACACAGCCAAAUUGUAAAGCUAGAAUUGGAUUGGAACCAGAUCCUUGCCAGCCUUCAUCUUAGGAUACCUUUAUAAUUUAUACACAGCAGUACUGCAACACGUCAUUGACCUUAUAAUUCAUUGUGCACUUGUUAAAUUGAUGUUUUUUUCCUAUUUGUACUUUCCAUGAUUUGGAAAUCUCUGCAUCUCUACAUCAGCUUCAUCUAUUCCAUGAUAUAGUGUAAUGCAGGUUUAUUGCUUGAUUUGAAUUUGCUUUACAAUACAAUAUUUCUGUCUUGCUAAGUUAUAAUUUCAGUUAAAUCAACACUAUCACUGAGUGAUCUGUAUUUCUUACACUACAGUAUUAAAAGUACACAUGAAUAAAUUUUAACCUUA